This is a messenger RNA of Myzus persicae (green peach aphid), 3813 nucleotides long. Its product is annotated as probable protein S-acyltransferase 23. Gene Ontology annotation, biological process: protein palmitoylation. Gene Ontology annotation, cellular component: Golgi membrane. The coding region runs from base 302 to 1990 and encodes 562 amino acids. NCBI's taxonomy places the organism in Eukaryota, Metazoa, Arthropoda, Insecta, Hemiptera, Aphididae. The record is from RefSeq and is a predicted model, not a curated record. Gene Ontology annotation, molecular function: protein binding; palmitoyltransferase activity. The transcript is spliced from 8 exons.
ACCACCCUACUACGACCCGCGGGCAACACAUUCGUUUGCGAGUCGCUCAAAACUUAUUUUUUAAAACACUAUUAUUAUUAUUUCGUCAUCGGGCCAAUCGCAAGUGAACCGUACGGGAUUUUCGUUUUUUUUAAAAAUAAUAUUUUCGCACCAUUACCUAAAAAUCGCCGGACAGUUGUAGUAUAUUUAUAUCUGGUACCUACCUACUUUUACACAAAAUAUAACUACACGAUAUUAUAAUAUUAUUUCCGCGGGCGACGCGAUACGCUGGAAAAAAAUCAAUAACACUGCGCUACGUAACAUGGUGAGCAGUGGCUGCAGUGGCAGUGCCGGUGGCAACGGCAACGGUAACAACAACAACAACAACAACAACAACAACGUCGACGACAUAAACGUCAACAACAACAACAACAACAACGACGACGGCAUGCACGACGGGUGUUCGGCCGAUUCGCUGGACGUGCACAGCUCCGAGGACCAACGGUACAAGCCUCUGCUGGAGGCCAUCAAGACCGGCGACUACGACGGGUUCGAGUUCGCCGUGGACAAGUGUGGUGGCGAGGCGCUCAGUUUCCGGGACGAAUGGGGCUACACGCCUGCCCAUUGGGCCGCGCUCUACGGCAACGCCGAGGUGCUCAGGUACCUGGUGGCCAGGGGCGUGACCGUGGACAUGUCGUGUUACGGGAUCCAAGGUUCCAAGCCGGUGCACUGGGCAUGCCGCAAAGGUCACACGGCCGCCGUCCAAGUGCUGUUGCAGGCCGGAGUGAACCCAAACGUAUCGGACUUCAAAGGCCUCACACCCUUGAUGACCGCUAGCAUGUUUGGGAAAACGUCCACGGCGAGUUUUUUGUUGGGCAUGGGUGCUCUGCACCAUCUAACCGACAUAAAUGGUGACACAGCAUUACACUGGGCCUCCUACAAAGGUCACCCAGAAUUGAUAAGGUUGCUGUUGUACUCUGGAGCUGACCUGACGAAAGCUGACAAUUUUGGGUCCACGCCGUUGCACUUGGCGGCCCUUUCCGGAAGUGCGAAAUGUGUUGAAAUACUUUGUCAGAAUAGUCAAAUAUCGUUACAACCCAGGGACAAAAAUGGCAAAACGCCGUUGGGCCUGGCCGUGAACCACAGGUACGAGGACAUCGCUGGGCUGCUGAACAGAGAGAUCAAGAAGAGAAAGAAAUGGAUGGUGCCUCUCCACAAAGCGUUAAAUGCAAUUUUUGGAAGUUCAGCCUAUUCAAAAGGGCCUUUGCUGCUAUUUCUAUGUUCCUUCUUGAUUUGGUGGUAUCCUCUUUACAUAUAUAGAGUAGUACCUGCUACGUGGAACUUAACGAGAGGUUGCCACUACACUUAUCUAGCCUGGAAUAUUUUCAUGUGGAUAUGUUGGAUUACUACGAAACAUUCAGAUCCUGGAUUCUUACCAAUCGACUCAGGGAGUUACAUUCAAACCAUUAGACAAUUACCGUUUUAUCCGUGUGAUAUGGGUACCAAAAGAGAUAUUCUGUCAAGACUUUGUCAUACGUGUCGUUGCGUUAGACCUUUGAGAGCUAAACAUUGCAGAUUGUGUAACAGAUGCGUCCAACAUUUUGACCAUCAUUGUCAAUUUGUUAUCAAUUGCAUCGGACUCAGCAACAGGUCAUGGUUCUUCUGGUUUGUCAUCAGCCUAGCAAUGAACUGUUCGUACGUGAUUUACUUGGUGUGCUGCACGAUCAACGUAGACGGGUUUAACGUUUUUUACGUCUUGGCACUUUUGCAAGCGUUCGCUUUUGGUGUUCUGAGCUGGGCGUUGACUGCGACGAUCUGUAUCAACGCAUUGAUGAAUUUGACCAGAAACGAGAUGAUCAACCAUAAAAAGUACACGUACCUAAAAAACAGCAGAGGCAAAUACUACAACCCAUUCUCCAGAGGCAUCGUAAUCAACGUUCUGGAGUUCUUCGGGUGCACGCAAAACAGGAAUAACUACGAGGGCGAUAUAUAUAAUUGCAGUUACGAUUGAGGGGGUAACGAAAUAUACAAAUGAAAAAAUGUAGGUACCUAUACAAUUUACCUACGUAAACUGCCAUCACUAAGUGAUUACCGAUCCCUGUGUAAUUACGAAGGAACGAAUGAAAGUGUGUCUUCGUAAUAAUAUUAAUAAGACCGGAUCAUUUUCAAAAUAUUAUUCUGUCUCUUAAUUUUCUGCACGUUUAUUUUUUUUAUGAAAUAACCAUCUUUAAUCGUAAUAUUUCAAUAAUACUAUAUAAGGUAAUAUUUAAACGAGAGUAUAUUAUUAUGCAGAUAUUUUUACUUCAGACUUCAGUUUAUUCAAAAUAAAGACUACCUAGGCAUAAUAGUAUGUUAUUAUUGUUAUUCAAAUAUUUAUUUUGCUACGUCAGAUCACUUAACGUGAGUAUUUUUCACACAGAUUUCGCAUAAAUAAUAAUACUAUUUAGCGCGCGUGUUAUGCAUCUCAAUCGAGCGUAAUAUCAUCAAAUUAACAUAAUAUUGUGAAGUACUGAAAAAAACUUCUAGAAUACCGAUGAAAGGAUGCGGCGAUUAUGACGAUGAUGAUGAUGAGUUUGGGCUAAGCCUAUACCUGUUUUACUUUUUCAAACCAAAAAUAGGAGACAGCCUGUUUGGUCAUUCAAACACUGUAAUAGACUCUUUGCUUACUUUCUACUGGGUAACAGCUGUUGUGCACAAUAAAAUAUAUAGCCAUUUGCAUACAAUAAGACGUGCGUUCGCUGUAUGUAUAGACUCGCGUAUUUUUUCCCAGCAUUUACGUUCAUGUACAAUAGGAAAAGAAAGAAAGAGAAAAACAUUUUUGCAAAACAAAACUCACUUCUUGUGCGAUUUGUAUUUAUAUUUUUUUAUCUAUAAAUAUUAAAUAUAUAUUAUAUUAUAUAUAAAUAUAUUUGUUUAUUACUAUUAUUAUUCAUUUUGUUUUAUUAUUAUUAUAAUUAAUUAUUUUUAUGAUUUCUACAUAGUAUAUAUAAAAAAAAAAUCACAAACGCUGAUUUGUACGUAUAUUAGUAACAUAUUAGUAUAAUUUAAUAAUUAUUUAUUUAAACAUAUAAAAUAAAUUAAUAUUUGCUCAACAUUGAGCACGCUUGCGUGGCACAUUUUUACAAGAAUUUCUAAAAUAAUACUAUAAAAUAAUAAUUGUAAUUUACUAUGGCAAACACUUGCCGAUUGUAGACAAUGGAGUAUAGAUUUAUUGGCUGUGGUACACAAUGGCUAAAAUAAUCACCCGCAGUUGUGCAAUCUGUGAGAUUCGUACCUAUUACAUUCACGGGUUUCAACAUUGGUGAUUCUAUUGUUUCAAGUCCACUCAGACUGGACGAGAAUGGUUUUGGCAAUGUAUCAUUAAAGAGGAAAAAAAAUAAGUACAUUAGCUCGGAUGGAUAAUAGUAUUCAGGGGUACCAAAUAAUAUUAUGAUAAUAUACCUGCGUGAUAAUUCUGACCAGGCGACGCUGAUCUAUUAUAGUUGUAUACAAAUGUAGCCUCGGUAAACGGAUAUUAAAAUACAUAUCGAUCGUUAAAUUAAUAAAUAAAAUUAAAGUUAUACUCAUUUUGACUAGCUGUACACACAUUAUCGAGAUUGAGGCAUAGUUAUAAAAAGAGACUUAAAUUAAUAACCCGCAUUAUUAACGUGCAUUUAGGUUGAUGAAAACAUAUACAUUUAUAAUGCAUUAAAAGGUACUGCAACGUUCCAGUGGUGUGCUUGAAAAUCAUUCAGGUGGUACACAAUACGAAUAUGUUCUAAUCAAUACAUUUAUUGAUAUACAUUUAAAAAAAAAAUAAGAAUAUUGUUCCAAUUUUUUUUAAACUCUAUAAAA